UCUCUCUCUCUAAAGCGAAAAACGGCGAGGAAGACAGGAGAAAAGCCGGGGCUGUUUGCAUCGCCUCAUUAGAUGCAGUGAGCAUGGCGCCAAACUGAAAGUCUGUUUCGCCAUUAAUGGCCCAGCACCUCCCUUUCCUGGAACCCAUAGAUACAGAUGCACAAGAGAAACCCCAUUUAUAGAUAGCAUCAGCAAGGCCGGGCUUGGAUAUAUCAUUAGAUUGAUAGAAAGAGAUAGACUGAUACUACUACAGUCUACACAGGAGAGAGAGAGAGAGAGAGAGAGAGAGAGAGAGAGAGAGAGAGAGAGAGAGAGAUCAAAGGAAGAGCACUAGAACACAACAACAACUAGUUAGUGGUUUGUUGUUAGUAUUAGAUAGCUAGGGUCCAAGGGGUCACCACAAAUGACUAGCGUCCUAGAAAGAUUGGGUCAUGGGGUGGUUCGCUAGUGUGGAGGGAUAGAGGUGUUGCUUGGCCGCUAGCCAGCCCGGCCUCCCCUCCCCACCCCCGGGCGGUCCCUAGAGUCAAACCGUAUUUCUAGGUCUCGGCAGCCGGCCCGGCCCCGGGGAUAUAUACACACGUCGUACACCACCGCCUGUGUGUGUAUGCUGUGUCGUCGGCGUGCGCCUGCAGCAGCGGCCGCAGCAGCACCUAGCAGCAGCCUGUAGUGCUUGCCGCGCGCAGUUGCAGCGACGAUCCGUCCACCGGUCCGUCGUCCGUCCAUGGUGAGCGGCGGCAGCAUCAAGGAGCAGCAGCACGAGAUGAACAUCUCCUUCGGGAUGAUGAACCACCACCACCAGCAGCAGCCUCCGUCCUCCUCCUCUUCCUCCUCCAUGCACGCCGCCGCUGCGAGCUUCAUCAGGAGCGGCAAGGAGGCGUCAGGGGCGUAUGACCAUCUGGGGGAACUGGACCAGGCGUUGUUCAUGUACCUGGAUCACGGCAGCAGCCAUGUCCAUGGCGGCACGCAGCAAGAGCAUCAAAGGCAGACACUCAACAUCUUCCCUUCCCAGCCCAUGCAUGUGGAGCCGUCGCCGAAGGGGGAGAUUAGUUUAGUCCUGUCCCCGGCGCCGGUGGGAUCCAAGCAGCCUGCUAGGUCACCCGACCAUCACCAUCACCAGCACCAGCAGGCGGCCAUGGAGGAGUUGGCGGGGAGCAGGAGGCAGCAGCAGGAGCACCACCACCUGCAGCACCAACCCUUCGCUGCUGCCGCUGCUGAGCCGGCAGCACCCGUCGGGAUGAUCAAAGAUGUCAAGCCACUGGCCAAGAAGGAUCAUAGGAGAGGCACAUCGACCAGUGAACGCGACCCAAAAACGCUGAGAAGGCUGGCCCAGAACAGGGAGGCUGCAAGAAAAAGCAGGCUAAGGAAGAAGGCUUACAUCCAGCAACUGGAGUCCAGCAGGAUCAGGCUAGCUCAGCUCGAACAAGAACUGCACACUGCAAGAGCUCAGGGAGUUUUCUUCCCCAACAGCGGUAUCCUCGCUGACCAAGGUGUCGCCGGCAAAGGCGUCCCCAUCGGCGGCAUCGACGGCCUCAGCUCAGAGGCGGCGAUGUUCGACGUGGAGUACGGGCGGUGGCAGGAGGAGCACUACCGGCUGAUGUACGAGCUGCGGGCGGCGCUGCAGCAGCACCUGCCGGAGGGGGAGCUGCAGAUGUACGUGGAGAGCUGCCUGGCGCACCACGACGAGAUGGUGGGCAUCAAGGAGGGCGCCAUCAAGGGCGACGUCUUCCACCUCAUCUCCGGCGUCUGGAGGAGCCCCGCCGAGCGCUGCUUCCUCUGGCUCGGCGGCUUCCGCCCCUCCGAGGUCAUCAAGAUGCUGCUGAGCCACGUGGAGCCCCUGACGGAGCAGCAGAUCGUGGGCGUGUACGGGCUGCAGCAGUCGGCGCUGGAGACGGAGGAGGCCCUGAGCCAGGGCCUGGAAGCGCUCUACCAAUCGCUGUCCGACACCGUCGUCUCCGACGCGCUCAGCUGCCCCUCCAACGUCGCCAACUACAUGGGCCAGAUGGCCGCCGCCAUGAACAAGCUCUCCACGCUCGAGGGCUUCGUCAGACAAGCUGAGAACCUUCGGCAGCAGACACUGCAUCGGCUGCACCAGAUCCUGACGACGCGGCAAAUGGCGCGGUCGCUGCUGGCCAUGUCGGACUACUUCCACCGCCUCCGCACGCUGAGCUCGCUCUGGGUCACACGCCCCAGGGCGCCGCAGGAGCAGCAGCAGGGCCACAGCUAGUGGCGUCGUCGUCGAUCUGCGGCGGCGGCUCUGAUGACCGCGCGCCGCGCGCAUAUGUCCAUCCAUGCAUAUAUGAGUCAUGCAUGGACGCAUGCUGCAUGCAUGCAUGGUGUGUUCGUCGUCGUUCGUCAUCGGUUCAAGGAACAGACCAGACAAGAAUAGAACUUGCAGGUAGUAGCUAGCCAGUGUUAGGGCCGGGGGAGAGAACUAGUGAGGCCGAGAAAUCAACCAAAGGAUGAUGUUAAAUCUUAAUUAGCGACGAGACUGUCGUUUGGUUGCUUGUAGCUAUAGCUCUAGGUGUACUUGAUCGUUCGAUAGCGAUCUAUCGGUCGACAUGGCUGAUUGAGAUGAUGUGUUCUGAAUUAGUUAUCUUAUAUGAUCACCGGAUGCGUAUGCUUCAUCGUCGUCUUCA
Messenger RNA from Sorghum bicolor (sorghum), 2636 nucleotides. Its product is annotated as transcription factor TGA2-like. The record is from RefSeq and is a predicted model, not a curated record. Bases 722 to 2224 code for a protein of 500 amino acids. The transcript is spliced from 11 exons. Gene Ontology annotation, molecular function: sequence-specific DNA binding; DNA-binding transcription factor activity. Lineage: Eukaryota; Viridiplantae; Streptophyta; Magnoliopsida; Poales; Poaceae. Gene Ontology annotation, biological process: DNA-templated transcription; regulation of DNA-templated transcription.